AUGAAGAUUGCUGUUCUGUGCUUGUGUCUUUUCGCCAUCGCCUUUGCGAAUCCACUCGGUAAAUCAAAAUUCCACCACGAUUCAGUGAGUUCAGAAGAAAAGCAUGGCUCCAGCUCCAGGGGUCACCAUGCUCACAAACACCACCACCAUCACAGCCAUUCGCACAGCCAGGAACAUAGCCACGAGCAUGUGAACAGCCAUGAGUCACAAGAACAUCAGUCGUCCUCUCAUCUGAGCUCUGAGUCUUCAGAAGAGAGAGAAGAAAUCACUGAGCAACAAACCCUUCUGGCACUUUCUGGUAAAAGUAAGGAAGACAACCUCGACCACAGCAAUGUGGAUGACCACGAUGGUGCAGAUGACCACGACUUUGUGGAUGACCAUGAUGAUGCAGAUGACCACGACUUUGUGGAUGACCAUGAUGAUGCAGAUGACCAUGACGAUGUGGAUGAUGACAGCCACAGUGAUUCUGAUGAUUCUGAUGAGUCCAAUGACAGUUCUGAUGAAGUUGUCACUGAUGUUUCCACUGAUGUUCCUCCCACGUCAUUUGCCACACCUGGCCCAUUUACAGGCAGAGGUGACAGCCCUUAUGGAGUGCCAAUGUUUUUGAGGAAGUCCAGAAAGUCUUCUGAAAAGAUCGAUUCUCAUGACACUACAGAGGAAGAUGACACUUCAUCACAUGUGGACAGCCACGAACCCUCUUCUGCCAAAUCCCAUUCUUCCGAAAGUCAAGAUACUAGUGUAGAAACAGAGGACAAAAGUAACCUGCAAGAUAGCAAUGAGGUCCAUAGUGCAUCCCACCAUACAAGUUUAGAGAGUGACAGCCAGCAGAAACUUGACAGUGUUGAGGAAGACCACGACCAUGACGUAGACAAUGAGAUUGAAUAAUAAACGAAAACCAAAGCAGAGUCCAAAGAAACACACUUAUCUGAGAGAAUCCCUCCUGGAUUUUUGCAUGAGUGGGCUCAUCUAGGAUUGGAACCCAACUCUAUCUCUCUUUUUCUU
Euleptes europaea (tarantolino) is the source of this 1002-nucleotide messenger RNA. It is a transcript of the gene SPP1, whose product is annotated as secreted phosphoprotein 1. The coding region runs from base 1 to 885 and encodes 294 amino acids. The record is from RefSeq and is a predicted model, not a curated record. Lineage: Eukaryota; Metazoa; Chordata; Lepidosauria; Squamata; Sphaerodactylidae. The transcript has 6 exons. Gene Ontology annotation, molecular function: extracellular matrix binding. Gene Ontology annotation, biological process: cell adhesion; ossification; osteoblast differentiation.